Molecule: messenger RNA, 2345 nt
Organism: Rubroshorea leprosula
Lineage: Eukaryota; Viridiplantae; Streptophyta; Magnoliopsida; Malvales; Dipterocarpaceae
Source: the annotation of a GenBank genome assembly
UGCUUAUUAAAACACCAAAACACAAGAUUCAGGGCAAAAAAUUAUGCAGAAGAAAUUGUUGUUGUCGAUGGUGGUGGUGAUGGUCAUAUUGCCAUCUUCGACCGUUGCAGCAAGUUCAAAUAUUUCUUUAGAAAACUGCCCGCAAACAUGUGGAAACGUUCACGUCCCUUUCCCUUUUGGAUUUGGCCGUCCUGAAUGCGCCAAAAACUCAUCCUUCCUGCUUGAAUGCAACCAGAGCAGUAGCCUCUUUAGAGGUGAGUUGAUUGAUAAGUCAAGGCAGUUUAUCAGCCUCAACGGAUGGCCGCUCAUCAUAUCCCCCACCGGCAACAGGUUUAUUGGCUUUGGCUGCAACACGCUGGCCAGGAUGUACGACAGAGAAGGAAUUCUUGAAAGUGCGUGUGUCUCCAUGUGCAAUAACCUUUCCGACAUCAGGAACGACGGUUCUUGCUCCAGUUUCGGAUGCUGCCAGACCCCUAUCCCCAGUCACCUCGACCAAGUGAACUUUACGGUUUCCUAUGCCUUUUUAAACAAAAGCAUUUGGAAAUUCAGCCCCUGCAGUUAUGCUUUUGUGGUUGCAAAAUCAUUCGAUAUAUCGAAAUUAGACUUCCUUGGUCCCCCGAAAACUUUUCCAUCGCGGCUACCCGUGGUGUUUGAAUGGGUGAUCGGAGAUAACGGGGGCUGCCAAGAUUAUUGCGGCCCUAAUGCUAAAUGCUCUUACGCCGAUACUGUUGGUGGAUUUCGUUGUUUGUGCAAGCCAGGGUUUAUCGGAAAUCCCUAUGGCCCACUAGGAUGUCAAGAUAUUGAUGAGUGCAAUGAACCAAAAAAGUAUCCCUGCCACGGAACUUGCCAGAAUACCAUCGGGUCCUACACUUGCGAAGAAAAAGCACACAAAACAACUUGGCCUAUCAUUUUGGGUAUCAGUCUGGGGUUUGCAUUAGUUUGUUUGGUUAUUGGUGCAUGGUGGUUGUCCAAAAUGUUAAAGAAGAGAAGGGAAAUGAAGCUCCGGAGCCAGUUCUUCAAACAAAAUGGAGGCUUAUUAUUGCAGCAACAAUUGUCUUCAACUGAAGGUAAUGUUGAAAGAACCAAAAUAUUUAGUACCAAGGAGUUGGAAAGGGCAACUGAUAACUUCAAUAGGAAUAGAAUACUUGGUCAGGGAGGUCAAGGCACUGUUUAUAAAGGAAUGUUGGUUGAUGGAAGAAUUGUGGCAGUUAAGAAGUCCAAAGGACUAGAUGAAGAGAAAGUUAAAGAUUUCAUCAAUGAGGUGAUCAUUCUUACACAGAUUAAUCACAGAAAUAUUGUUAAGUUAUUAGGGUGUUGUUUGGAGACUGAAGUUCCUCUACUAGUUUAUGAAUUCAUCCCCAAUGGAACACUUUUCCAAUACAUACAUGGUGAAAAUGAGGACUUCCCAUUAUCUUGGGAAAGACGAGUAACAAUUGCAUUAGAAGUUGCAUCUGCCCUUUCUUACUUGCACUCGGCAGCCUCCAUUCCCAUUUAUCAUCGAGAUGUCAAGUCCUCAAAUAUUUUACUAGAUGAAAAGUACAAGGCAAAAGUUUCAGACUUUGGGGCAUCAAGAUCAAUUGCUAUUGAUCAAACUCAUUUGACCACAAAUGUUCAGGGUACAUUUGGCUUUGGAGUUGUUCUUGUCGAGCUCUUAACUGGAAAAAAACCGGUUUCUUUGGAAAGGACAGAAGGUGGAAGAAAUUUGGCCUCUCAUUUCAUUCUUUCCAUGGAAGAGAAUAACCUCUUUAAUAUUCUUGAUGCUCGAGUUAAGGAUACUUCUGCACAUGAAGAAAUUAUAAAGGUUGCUAAACUUGCAUAUAGAUGCUUAAGCUUGAGUGGUAAAAAGCGGCCAAGGAUGAUAGAAAUUGCUGUGGAGUUGGAACAGAUUCGUUUUUUGCAAAACAAUUCAAAUGGUCAAAAAAAUCAUGAAGAGAUUAGAUAUGUUGAGACUGAAGUAACCAAUCACUGGGAUGUUGCCUCAAGAGCUGCUUUGUCAAUAGACAUGGAACCACCAUUUUCAAGUGAAUCAUCGGGACUGUUAGAAAAGCAAGUGAGCUCAAAUAUCAAGUGAUAUAGAUUCGUGCCUUUUGUAAGUUGCAGCACUGACUUUUUUUUUUUUCGUUUUGUUCUUGUUUCUUUCCUUGUUUUUCCUUGGAUUUGAGUUUACAAGACCCCAAUUUUGUUUUUUUACCGCCUUUAUUGCCUCCACAACAUUAUUGUCCCCAUUGGCAGAGGUAAUUGAGAUCUUUGUGAUUUUUUUAUACAAAAUUAUAUUGUCUUAUUUGUAGAUUAGUGUAGAUUAUUACUAUUAUUGCAUGAAUUAUGAGUAAAUUGUUGUUAUUUUU